ACUGUAAACGCGCAUCGCUCAUUGUGAGACGACAUAAGUGUACGUGGAGUUCACGCAUACAUUGACACGCCACGACGCGUAAAAGAGGCAGUGUGACCGCCCGCGGUAUACGCGCAGUAUCUAAACGAGCGCCUUCUCUCCGCUCUGCGUUAGCAAAUUUGUUGACAGCGUCGCCAGAGAGGAAAGAUGGCGGCGCUCACUGCAGCGGAGCGAACAGUUGACACAGAGCACUUUUCAGAGUCAACGCGCUCACUCAGCUCAGACACCGAGGCUUUCCCUGCGGAGUCAGCACAACAACACGACUUUGUAGUGGAUUUCAUAGAGAAAGAGGUUGGCAGCGACCUGAAAUCCCUGAAAAAUGUCAGCAACCUGCUGAAAAAACUGACAGACGAGAACAACGUCCUGGAAGAACAGGUUCUGACUGUAUCCAGCUCUGUGCCUCCUAAAGUUUCUGCAGCUCUCUCAGCUGCUGAGGAGGCCAGAUGUUCCCUGGAGGAGCUGCUGAAGAAGGAGCGACUCAUCUCCAACAUGCUGCACCAGCAUCUCCAGGGGGCCCAGCCUUGGAUGGAUAAUCUUGGCCAGAUCCUUAACCAAGUGGACCACAUAGAGCGACACAUGGAAUACCUACGCUGCCUUCAACAUAUCGAGGAACUCAGUGCUGCAGUCCAGCAGUGUCUGAUGACCAGCAGUGUGUGGGAGGCCAUCAGAGCAGUAGACAGCAUGGCGGCACUGGACACAGGACUCAGCGAGUCUGCUUGUUCUCAUCUCCAGGACUUCCUCCGGGAAACGCUUCACUUCUGGCACAAGAUUAUCAAAGACCGACUGACCAUUGACUUUGAGAAAGUAUUGACUCAACUCCAUUGGCCAAUCAUCUCUCCACCCACACAGUCGCUUACACCCACGGCCAACUCUCCUGAGAUCAGCAGCCAACUGGAACUGCUCGUCACACAGCUGCUCGCUCUGCAGACCUCUGAUGACAUUUUAUCUCAGAAGGAUUUGGCCUCUGGAAAGGGUGGACCCUCUGCUCAGACUGUGUCUUUGGCCACGCCUACAUCCCUAGCUCCUCCCCUCUGCCUGCCCGUCCAGAUCAUGCUGCUGCCGCUCAGCAAGAGGUUCAGAUAUCACUUCUUUGGCAAUCGACAGACCAACACACCCAACAAGCCAGAGUGGUACCUCACACAGGCUUUGAUGUGGAUGGGGCACAGCACCACCUUCAUGGAGGAGAAGAUUCAGCCAAUUCUGGACCGAGCUGGGGCUGACAUUAGCGCCAGGGUGGAGCUUUGUCGAGGCCUGCUGUCUCUCGUGCAGGAGAAAGUGGCCAGCGAUGCUUCCAGGCUGUUGUACGACGACGCGCUCUUCUCUCACCUGGUAGAGGAGGUGCUGCAGUUUGAGAAGGAGCUGCGAAGCAACCACUCAUACCCAGCGUCACUGCCCGGUCUGCUGCACCUCCUGCUCGAGGACGCUGUCCUGCAGAAGUGGCUCACUGUAGAAAGAAAAAUGGCAGUGGAGAAGAUGGAUGCCAUGCUGUCAGCUGAGGGAGCCUGGAGCUCUCAGUACAAAGACAUCAGUGAUAUGGACGAGCUGAAGGCUCCAGACUGUGCAGAGACCUUCAUGACUCUGCUACAGGUCAUCACUGAGCGAUACCGGGGUUUGCCCUGUCCCUCUGCCCAGCUGAAGUUUCUGGGGCUACAGAGAGAACUGGUGGAUGAUUUCCGCAUUCGACUCACUCAGGUGAUGAAAGAGGAGUCUCGCUGUCCACUUGGUGCACGUUACUGUGCCAUUCUCAAUGCUGUCAACUACAUCUCCACCAUCUUGUCAGACUGGGGAGAUAAUGUGUUUUUCCUGCAGCUCCAGCAGGCAGCUGUGUCUCUCGGAGACGACGUGGUGUUGCGAGACCUUGGGGUGUUGGAGUUGGGCCGUCUGGCCUCUCUGGAGGGCUCUCUGUUUGAAGGUCUGUUGGCAUUGCUGGAUCGCCUGAAGGGAGACAUGUUGGGGAGACUGUUGGAAUGGACCAUGAGGGAAGUCAUAGAAAAGGCCAGGCCAUAUGGCCAAGACAGGUGGUUGUCCCUACCAUCCCAGCAUGACCUGUCCACCAUGACACUAUCCAGUUCAGCUUGUCCCAUGAUGCUGUGUGUGAGGGACAGGCUGCUGCACCUUCAUCAGAGUCUGAGUCUUUCUCUGUUCCAACUAGCCUGGCAGGGCCUGGCAGACAGGCUGGACAACUUUCUGUACCAGGACGUGAUCCUGUCCAAUCAUUUCAGUGAUGGUGGAGCAGCUCAGCUUCAGUUCGACAUGACCAGAAACUUGUUUCCUCUGUUUGGACACUACUGCAAAAGACCUGAGAACUUCUUUAAGCAUGUUAAGGAAGCGUGUAUCAUCUUGGGUUUGAACGUUGGUUCUGCUCUCCUACUAAAGAACCUGCUGAAAGAGUCAGAGAAUGAGACGAGAGACUGUACGGGUGUGGACGAUCCCUCACCCGAGUCUGCGCUCAAUGAGUUGGGGGUUUACUGCUUGGCAUCGUGCGACGUGUUGAUCCUCCUCAGCCUCAGGGCAUCCUGGCCUGGACAGUGACACUCCCUCCAUUGUCGGUGUGUGCGUAUCGCACAUAAAUGUUUUUUCUGAGUUCCUUUAAACCAGGGGUGUCAAACUCAAAUGGUCUGGGGGCCAAUGAGCAUCUAGUCUGGUCAUGAGGGAGCUGGUCUAGUGAAUUUUGUGGGUUUGUGUAAUAAACCAAUUCGACCUGUAAUGCUCUUAAUUUAAAUCCAUAACCUCCAUAACAUCUCGCAUGUUUUUCUUUGUCGUUUUGUGUCAUUUGAAAAUUUGAAAUUUGUAGCUGACAGAGAUGAUCAAAUGUAAAUCUGAAUGGUUGUCCAGUAACAGUAGUAAUAUAUGCAUUUUAUAUCUGAACACACUUGUUCUAAAGAUAAUCUACAAUCUAUCACCUACCGCCGUAAUCAUUCACCCACCUUGUGGCUGUGUAGCGUGAACAUGAUCCUGGAUCUGCAAGUACAAGGAGGCAUAAAUCUCAAAUUAGUUUUUAAUUUAGACUACAUUUUUGUCAAUUUAAGUUUAAUACUGUCUCAUGACAUUACAAACUUUUAAGGAUGUAUAAUGUGUCAUUUUAGUGCAGACCAUCCCAUCAAACAUUGUCAAAAAAAUACAACCAUUCAUUGUUUAGAUCAUCCUUCUUUUUCCAACAAACACUAACCAGUGUUUUUCCCUUGUUCCCCGUGUGUCCCCACUACUCCAUAAAAAAUGUGAUUAAAAAUGUGUCAAUGUUCAA
Molecule: messenger RNA, 3283 nt
Organism: Solea solea (common sole)
Lineage: Eukaryota; Metazoa; Chordata; Actinopteri; Pleuronectiformes; Soleidae
Gene: rint1
Product: RAD50 interactor 1
Exons: 15
Coding region: 187-2571 (794 amino acids)
Biological process (GO): retrograde vesicle-mediated transport, Golgi to endoplasmic reticulum; endoplasmic reticulum to Golgi vesicle-mediated transport; regulation of ER to Golgi vesicle-mediated transport
Cellular component (GO): Dsl1/NZR complex
Source: RefSeq, a predicted model, not a curated record